Molecule: messenger RNA, 1400 nt
Organism: Arabidopsis thaliana (thale cress)
Lineage: Eukaryota; Viridiplantae; Streptophyta; Magnoliopsida; Brassicales; Brassicaceae
Product: DNA-binding storekeeper-like protein
Exons: 4
Coding region: 293-1198 (301 amino acids)
Biological process (GO): regulation of gene expression; regulation of DNA-templated transcription
Cellular component (GO): nucleus
Source: RefSeq, marked reviewed
UGUGUGAUGUUGGUACGGGUUAUCUUCGUGCUUCUUGUCGAAUUGAGUAUAUUGUAUCAGUAAAGAAUUUAUAACUUAAAAAGAGCCUUAUGUCAAAUACGACGUCGUUUUGUAUGGAAAUGGAUUUUUUACACCGCUGAAAAAAUAAAAAGAAAACUCGGAAUCUCUUCUUCUUCACUCAAGAAGUCGCUCUGAAACUUGGAAACCACAUUUUUGUUCUCUCAAGAGUCUGUUUUUUUUUUCUGGCCCAAUCAGGCUAGAAUUGUGAAGUAUAAAAGUAAGCAAAUUGACAAUGGCGACUCCGACGGAGCUAGGUUUCUCUUCACCUGGUGGUGGUGGUGACGACUCUGACGAUAACCCUCCACAGAAGCGUACUUCAAAACGUACUGCUUCCGAAACAGCAACAGAAGAAGAAACGAAGAAGAAGAAAAAGAAGAAGACGAAGCACAACACAAAAAUGGCUUCUCCUCCGAGCAACCGGAUCUGGAACGAAGAAGACGAGCUCUCUAUCUUAAAGGGAUUGGUGGAUUUUCGAGCUAAAACAGGACUCGAAUCCAAAAUUGAUUGGGAUGCGUUUUAUUGUUACGUCAAAGGUUCCAUUCAUGUGAAAGUUUCCAAGUGCCAGCUUAUGAGUAAGACCAGGAAGUUGAAGAAGAAGUUCCUUGAUCAAAUGGAGAAAAUCGAUCAAGGAAAUGAUCCACAUUUUACUAGGUCUAGUGAAACUGAAGCUUUUGGAUAUUCCAUGAUGAUUUGGCGUAAAAUUGAUGCUGAAUACACUAAUGGUGUUAUGGAUAAAGCACAUCAAAGCGAGAGUGGAGAGGAGGUGUUUGAGGAGGAUGAGGAAGUGGCCUUAAUUGACAAAGGGGCUGCGAAAAGUGGCAAGUCACCUCAUGAAGCUGUUGUUGUUGUUGACAAAAUAACUACGAAGAAGAACGGGACUGCUGGAAAAGAGAGUGAUGAUGAUGAUGAUGAUGUGUUGUGUGCUGUGCGGGAUGCGUUUGAGACCACCAUGAUGUCGCAAGGAUUAAGUGAUUAUCAAAAGAAGUUGCAGCUUGAGAAGCUGAUGAACCUUGGAACUGGUAAAAGAAGAGAGUUGAGCAAUGAAUGGAAAGCACUAUGUGUUGAGGAACUAAAAUUGAAUAUCAACAAGCUUCGAUUUUCCGCCAAGCUUGCAGAGGCAGCAAAUGAUGGUAAAUAAAAUGAAGAAACGCCAUUUCAGCAUUUGGUGUUUGUCGUUUCGGAAUUGGCUUGAAAAAUAUAGUUUACUUCUUACUUCUUACUACUUAUUAGCCAUAGACCAUUUACCUAUAAAUGUGGUUUAUGUCUUUAGCUUUACUACAACUUCUGGUGAUUGAUCUACUUGGGAAAGUAUUUGUACCAUUUCACUUUGAUUUUUACCA